CGUUUCUGUUGAUUGCUGCUCACUGCCAAUCUCUGUUGUACUAUAUUAGUGAGCCAUGCCCAAACUCUGAGGAACAGCUACCCCUGCCCUUUCCAUCUCAGCCUCCGUCGACCCCCACUCCUCUUAAUCUCCGAAAAAAAGGAGUAGUCUCGAACGGAUCAGGACAACCUGAAAGUAUUUCAGAUGGAAGCUGGUCAGAUUGAUGUUGAUGGUAGUGUUGAAAUUGUGACUGGAACAUCUUACACCCCUCCAGCCCCUCCAGCUCAGGAGGUCAAUGGCACCAAUCAGGAAUCACGAGAGAAAGAUAAAUCUCCAAGUGUCUCAAACUGUUAUGUCUUUAAGAGCCAACUGCAAGAAUAUUGUCAGAAAAUGGGAUUAAUCACUCCAGUUUAUGAAACUAUCAAGGAAGGCCCUUCUCACGAGCCUAUUUUUAAAUCAGCCGUUGUUGUGAACAAUGUUAGAUAUGAUUCUCUGCCUGGAUUUUUCAACCGGAAGGCAGCAGAGCAGUCAGCUGCUGAAGUUGCUCUCAUAGAGCUCUCCAAAUCCAACAAUGUUAAUUGCGGGAUAUCCCAACCUGUGCAUGAGACGGGCUUGUGCAAGAACUUGUUGCAAGAAUAUGCUCAAAAGAUGAACUAUGCUAUUCCUCUGUAUGACUGCCGUAAGGAAGAGAGAGAAGGCAAAGUGCCCAUGUAUUCCUGCGUCGUUGAAAUUGGGAGUAUCAAGUAUAUUGGAGCUUCAGCAGGCACAAAGAAAGAGGCUGAAAUAAAAGCUGCCAGGACGGCCUUGCUAGCCAUUCAGACUGCAGUGCCCGUCGCCGAAGAUCACACCACAGGCAACACAAUUUACACCGUUAUCCCACACAAAAAGAAGGCAUCUGAUCUUGCAAUCAACAGUCAGGAGACUAAAGCAUCCCUGAAGCCAAAGAAAGGUCGGCUCAAGAAACAGUAUCGGAAGAAGAGGCGGCCUGGGAUGAAAGAUGACGCUGCUGGAGGUACAGCUCCUUUGGAGGUCAGUGCAGAUGGCCAGGCUGGAGUAGGGUCAACUUUCACAGAUGCUGUGAGCUCUGAGCCAAAUGCGGCUUUUGGUGUUGGGGUUGAUACAAUUGGACAGGGAGGAUCACAAGUGGAUGCAGCUUUUGCUGUCGAAACCCAAGGCAAAAUGAAUGGUGUAUCGGAUAUGCAUGAGGAAAGGCAAAGACAAGAGCAGCCGCUUGUUGUCAGCUCCCAUGGAGAUUCUGGGAUUAAUACAUGCAGCACACACGAUGGACAUCUGGAAAAUGCUGGAGUUCCAGUAACUGAUGCUAACUGAUUAAGAGAGCUUCUAACCUACGAUAUGGAUUGCGGAUAGAUUUUCAUAUUUGUCAAUUAGGUACUUGCUACUAUGGUGGGGUAUGGCAAUGAAAAUUUGUAUCAAAGAUCUAUUAGGCCAUGGAUUGAACUUUAGCUUAAUCAUGGCAGCCUGUAUUUUGAUGACGCUUAGGAAUUGUAACAAAUUAACUCAGACUUAUUCAUGUGAUUUGCAUCAAACAGGCUGUGCAGGUUCAGUGACA
Molecule: messenger RNA, 1549 nt
Organism: Salvia splendens (bonfire salvia)
Lineage: Eukaryota; Viridiplantae; Streptophyta; Magnoliopsida; Lamiales; Lamiaceae
Product: double-stranded RNA-binding protein 1
Exons: 4
Coding region: 184-1308 (374 amino acids)
Biological process (GO): regulation of gene expression; RNA processing
Cellular component (GO): nucleus
Molecular function (GO): double-stranded RNA binding; ribonuclease III activity
Source: RefSeq, a predicted model, not a curated record